AUGUCGUCUCGUGGAUCCGAACGAGGUAUACGGAGAGGAAAUCCCGUGGUUGAACCAAAGCAAGGACGUCGAGGUGGAAACUCUAGUGCUAGUACGAGUAACGUAAGUCGAUACUAUAGGUCAAUGACCCUUACUGAUUUCCUCAAGAAUGGUCCACCUCGGUUUAACGGAAAUGCCAAUGCCCUGGAGGCUGAUCAGUGGUUUCGAGAAGUAGAGAGGUUUUUGUACACUCAGCACAUUCCUGAAGUACAGUCAGUAGAGAUAGUGACUCAUAUGUUGGAGGGAGAUGCUCAGAAUUGGUGGCAAAAAUUGUAUCAUACCUUGCAGGUGGAGUUAACGGAUGUCCCUUGGUAUAGAUUCAAGACAGAGUUUUAUGGGAGAUAUUUCUUGCAUGCGUUUCGCAUUGCAAAAGAAUUGGAGUUAAUGCAGUUGAGGCAAAAGGAUAUGUCUGUUGCUGACUAUACCCGUGAAUUCGACAACCUGUGCCGUUUCUCAAAAACUUGUCAAGGAAAUCCAGCCGAUUAUGAGGAAUGGAAGUGUGCUCAGUAUGAGAAAGGACUAAGGAGAGACAUCUUUAAUUACGUGUAUCCACAAAAGCUAACAAAUUUCACUGAGUUGGUUAAGAAGAGCCAGCUCACAGAGGAUUGCUCCAUAAAGUGGACACUGCUAUAG
This is a messenger RNA of Arachis ipaensis, 672 nucleotides long. Lineage: Eukaryota; Viridiplantae; Streptophyta; Magnoliopsida; Fabales; Fabaceae. The record is from RefSeq and is a predicted model, not a curated record.